GCGGAGGACUUCGUCGCGGGGCUGCGGCGGGUGGCCGGCGACGGCGGGCCGCGCGCCGCCCGCGGCGAGCGGCGGCUCACCGUGGCCUCGGCGGCCCUGCGCUGGGAGGACCAGCUGGACCACACGCCGGUGCUUGUGGACGGCGUUACCGGCAGGCAGACCAACGAGUUGUGCGCGAAGAUCUCCGAGCUGUGCAUCCCGCCGCCGGACUUCGAGCCCACGACCGCGUGCGUGUGCCGCCAGAUGUGGGACUGGGCUGACCCGAACCACACGAGCGCCAAGCAGGAUGUCAGACGGAGAUUGAACCAGAUGGUCCACAUUGACGCAGAUCCUCCAGCGACAGACGCGGUGGACAACCCACUGACCAUCGGCAACGCGCGGCUCCUGCAGGGGAUUGACGACGGCUCCAACUCCAGCGCGUCCGCCGACGAGACCUCCGACCCUCCGGGCGGCUCCGACUCCACCACGGCAGGUGCUGCAGUAGACGGCCCUGGUCCGUGGGAGGACACGAUGGGCGAGUACUGCAACGCUUGGCACGGGAACACCGGCAACGCUACUCAGUGGUGCUUCGUGAACCCCAGCCAGCAGUGCCGGCGGGAGCUGAUGGAGCAGGCGCAGUGUACGUCGACGGGUACUUCUUGCGUCAAGUCGGGCGGGCCCUGCACGGACUCCGUGGACUCGCGCUCCCUUGUCGUGAUCGAGGGCCUGGAGCAGAUGGACUGGCCGCUGAUCUGGGCAACGGUGCUGGGCACGACGCUCCUCCUCUGCGGCGCCUGUGCGCUUGCUGCCGCGCACCACAAUCAGAGGAUGCAGAGGAAGAAGAAGAGUCAGUGGGCUCAGGACGCCUACAAGCAGACGGCGGAGGCGACGGGCCCGUCGGGUCAGGCGUACAAGAGCGAGAACGAGCGCUUCGAGGAAGCCCAGCGCGAGGCAGUCAGAAAGUUGAAGGAUUCGACGCCUCAAGAGAUCAAGUGGGAGGGGUGGCCAGGGAGGUGUAUUGGGAGCAGAUAG
Messenger RNA from Prorocentrum cordatum, 1011 nucleotides. The record is from the annotation of a GenBank genome assembly. Lineage: Eukaryota; Dinophyceae; Prorocentrales; Prorocentraceae.